Molecule: messenger RNA, 2992 nt
Organism: Schistosoma margrebowiei
Lineage: Eukaryota; Metazoa; Platyhelminthes; Trematoda; Strigeidida; Schistosomatidae
Source: the annotation of a GenBank genome assembly
CAAGGUUUGAGAUUUGAAACAAUAGUCCAGAUUACAGUGUAUAUUUAAUUGUAGACGUUACUGAUAGUUGAUUGGUUACGUCUGUUCAGUUAAGCUGUCAGUUACACAAUGCUGUUCUUAAUUUGCUCGUAAUCCGAAGAAUAUUGCAAACUGAUCAUUAAAAUGUUUCGAAAAGAACUUUCUCCUACUAGUAGGAGCUGUCACAUUCAAGCUAGUGAUAUAAUCGCUUCUGGUGAAAAGUUCGUGUGGGUUAGCAGAAAAUCUCUUCCAUGUAAAAUGGUUAAAACGGAUUUUAGUGUAUGGUCAUUUGUGAAACAAUCUAUUGGAAAGGAAUUAUCAAAAAUCACUAUGCCAAUUAUUCUUAAUGAACCGUUAAGUUUUCUGCAACGUGUUGCUGAAUACAUGGAAUAUUCGGAAUUACUAGAUAAAGCAGUUGGAGAGAAAGAUCCUAUUAAACGUAUGGAGCUUGUAUCAGCAUUCGCUGUAUCUAGUAUGUCAUCAAAUGCUGGUCGUAUUGGUAAACCAUUCAAUCCUUUGUUAGGUGAAACUUACGAAUUACACUACAGGAAUUUUGUAUUCGUUGCAGAACAAGUAUCUCAUCAUCCACCAAUCACAGCUUUUCAUGUUGAAUCAGAUAAUUAUAGUCUACGUGCUACUCUACAAUUUAAAUUACGUUUUUGGGGUAAAUCAAUUGACGUUCAACCGAAAGGAUUAGUUACAUUACAAUUAUAUCAUUUUAAUGAAUCAUAUACAUGGCAAAAUGUCAAUUUAACAAUACAUAAUAUAUUGACUGGUAAAAUUUGGGUGGAACAUACUGGCACAUUGCGUAUCACUAAUCAUUCAUUAGGAUUAUAUUGUCAGUUAGAAUUUCAUCCAUCUAAUUCGUUUGGACAUGGUUAUAAUCGUGUUAUCGGUGAAUUAUAUGCUCCAUCAACAUUAGAUAAAAUGCAGGCAGUUUCAGCUUCAAAUACAUCUCAUAAUACUACUAUUACUACUACUAUUAAUACUAUCAGUAAAAAUAUAUUUAAUCAUCAUAAUAGUUCAUAUGUAUUAAACAGAAUAAUUUUUGGUAAUUGGUCUCGUGGUCUAUUCUCAGUCGAACCGAAUGUUUGGAAUGAAAAGGAGGAAAUCAUUGAUCCAAAGAAAAACAGUAAUAACAACGAUAAUAAUGACGCUGAUGGACAAUCGACCAACAGCUCUGAAUGUAUUGAAUUAUUGGAUUAUGGAUUCGAAAUACCACUAACUGGGCAACGUUGUCUAUGGAUUGCUACACCGAAACCAAUUAAUUCAAAGGACUAUUAUGAUUUCACACAGUACACAAUGGGUUUAAAUGAAUUGACAAUCUGUAAAUCGACAAUGAGUAAUGAUAAUAUAACUGAUAAUCAAAAAAAUUCAAGCGAGAUCAUGUCGAAUUGUACAAAUAACAUUAGAGAAGCAAUUCCAUGUCAAGAAAAUUCAAUGUAUGAACAGUUUCUUCCACCGACAGAUUCCAGAUAUCGUCCAGAUAUACGUUUAUUUGAAAUGGGUCUUAUUGACAAAGCAGCUAGUGAAAAAUUACGUUUAGAAGAGAAACAACGUUAUAAGCGUAAAUCAUUAAAUGGUCAACGGAAAAUCUCUCAUUUCAAUUGGUCAAUAUCAACUAAUCAUAAGUCAAUUGAUAAAGAGUUAAAUCUUACAAAUAUGAAUAAUACUACAGUGAAUAAUACAGUUAAACAAUUUUUUACAAAUAAUCCAUUUAAAAAAACAUUUUCAUCAAAUUCAACUGGUCAUCGUUCUAUAUUAGUUGAUGAUAAUAACAAUGAUAAAAAUUUGUGUAAUUCUAAUCCUACUACAUUGGAUAUAAAUUCUAAUAAUAAUUACAAUCAAAUAAUUAGUCCAUUAUGGUUUAUACCAUCAGUGAAUCCAUUUACUAAACAUGAAGAAUGGAGAAUGACCGGUGAUUAUUGGAAAAGAGAUUGGAGUAAAUGUCCAGAUUUAUAUUAAGUUAUUGAAUUUAUUUCAAUUAUUACAACAUGAUUAUGAUGUAUAUAUAUAUAUAUAUAUAUAUUUUCAUGGAUGAAAAGUGUAAACGUGAUUAUUUCUUCUCUAUGCUUAUUUAUAUUGAAAUCUCUAUUGCGGUUAUAACUUGUAUUCAAGAAUUAAUAAACACUUCAUUAUACAAUAAUAAUUGAUGUAAUAAUAUUACUAAUGAUAAUUGUUUAUCAUUUCUAAUUUCUUCAUACUUACAUAACAUUCUAUUCUCUCUGUCCUUUAAUCCUUUAUCCUUUUUUAUGUGCAAAACAUUUUGUAAACUAUGCUAUCGAAUUCUUUCAUUUUAUUAUUUACAAGUUUAAUUAGCCUCAUCUUGCAUGAACCCAUAUACAUGUACGCACGCAUGCAUAUUCAUACAUACAAAUGUUCAUUUUCAUUUUGUUUCAAUGUACUUUUACAAAUGAAAUCAUGUGCAUUUCAACUGUGGGUUUUUUUUUCAUUUUGUUUCUGACAUUUUUAUGAUUAUUUACCCAUUUGAAAAUUUAUUCAUCUUUCUUUUCAUCUAGAUAAGAUUUUAUUUUUGUUUUCGUUGAUUGUAUCCAGGGGAAAACAAUUUUUCUCAAGAAAAAAAACACAUUUCAACAGUUGAGAUCAUGAGUCAAUUGAAGCUAGACCACCAUGGAAAACCUGGAAGCAUUGGAUGCGCACUGCUGAGGAGUCCUACAAUAGGACAAAACGGCCGUCCAAUGCUUUCAGAUUUUCCAUAGUGGUCUAGUUUCAAUUGACUCAUGAUUUCAACUGUUGAAAUUACUAUAAUCUCCCCAAAACCCCUUCCGAUAUAAAUUUCAGUAAAGAACAAAUCAUUUCAUAAUUUUCAACUUGUUUAAAUAUCAUGUAUAAUUAUGCUUCUUAAACAAAGUUUUGCUGAUGUUUUGCUUAUUAUCAUUAUUUUUAAUUAUUUUCAAAUUUGGCUGUUUCAUUAUUGAACGGGGAAAAUAAAAAUGAAAUUUGAAAUUGUUUA